CGCUGCCCCAGCCGCCGCUGCCGCCUGCGGGGCUGGAGGAGGAGGCGGUGGUAGAGGCAGAGCCGGAGCCGCAGCGGUAGCGGCAGCGGCGGCCGGACCGGGGACCAGAACUGUGGCAGAGCAGGGCCGGGCUGAGGCCGGAGCCUCCAAAGCCAUCCUUGAGACCUGAAGGAUCCAGUGUGGAUCCCGUGUGCUUCCUUGGCAGUGCCCCCCUUCCCAGCCAUGCCAACCGGCGGAUGAGACUUGAGGCUCUGAUGGAGCAGCUGCAGAAGCAGCAGCAUCCUGCUCCUGUACAAAUGGAUUCCAGGGAAAGGCAGGAGCGGCAGAUGAGAGAAGCCCAGCUGCUGUAUGCUCAGCAGCUGGCAGCCCAGCAGGCCAGUCUCACCUCCCCAUCUACCAAGGCUUCCUCAAGUUCUGCUCUGGGGCAGAUGGCCAGAAUUCCACCAGCAACAGCAGCCUCUAGGGUCCUGAACUCGGAAGCUGAUGAAGAAGAGGAAGGGCUACUGGAAGAUGAGGAAGGGAAUGGGGAAGAGGCAGAGAUCCCUGAGAAAGAAGCCCAACGUUCUUCUAAAUAUUUCCACAUGCAGAAAGUGACUCGUCAUGACCCCAGAGCUACCCCUAUGUCAAAUCCUCCUCCUCUUCCAGCCCCGGGGCUACAGAGGGGGCUGCAUAUCAAAGAGGACCAUGCUAAAGAUGCUCCAAAAGCUUCCCCUUCUGUCUCAGCAUCUGGCCACCCAACCUGGAACCUGGAGGAGCAACUUAAGCAGAAUGGCGGUUUGACCUGGGAUGAUGCCGAUGGAGGACGGGGAAGAGAGAUCUCGAGAGAUUUUGCUAAGUUGUAUGAACUGGACAGUGAUCCUGAGCGGAAAGAGUUCCUGGAUGACCUUUUUAUCUUCAUGCAGAAGAGGGGAACUCCCAUCAACCGGAUCCCCAUCAUGGCCAAGCAGAUCCUGGACCUGUACAUGCUCUACAAGCUGGUCACUGAGAAGGGGGGCCUGGUGGAGAUCAUCAACAAGAAGAUCUGGAGGGAGAUCACCAAGGGCCUCAAGCUGCCCACGUCCAUCACCAGCGCGGCCUUCACCCUGCGCACCCAGUACAUGAAGUACUUGUACGCCUACGAGUGUGAGAAGAAGGCGCUGAGCUCUCCGGCUGAGCUCCAGGCCGCCAUUGAUGGCAACCGUCGGGAGGGCCGUCGGCCCAGCUAUAGCUCCUCCCUCUUCAGCUAUUCCCCCACCACGCCUGCCGGGCCUGCCUCUCUGCUCUCCCCUCCAAAGAUCCGCUUCCCCAUCCUUGGACUCGCCCCCGGCAGUGGUGGGACUGGUAGCCCCCGGCUGCCCCCCGCAGCAACUCUCAGGAAAGGUGAUGGGGUCGCCAUGACGGUACCCAUGCCCAGCCGGCUGGCUGUGCCGGUGACCUUGGCGGGCAGCCAGCAACCAGGUACCCGCACCGCCACCCUGGAGCAGCUGCGGGAGAGGCUAGAGGCUGGGGAGCCUCCUGAGAAGAAGCCGUCGAGGAUGACCGAGGAGGAGCAGCGCUUCAUGCAGCAGGCUUUCCGUCGGAACCUGCUGAGCGUGGCCCGGCAGCUCCCCAUGAAAGUAAAAAUCAACGGCAGGGCAGAAGAUCGCUCUGAGGCGGCAGCGGCACUGAACUUGUCCAUGAGCGGCAUCGGCAGCAUUAACAUGUCUGUGGAGAUCAACGGCACCAUCUACGCAGGUGUGCUGUUUGCCCAGAAGCCUGUGGUCCACCUCAUCGCCAGCCCAGCCCCUCAGAGUACCUGUAGCAGCAGCAGCAGCAGUGUCAGCUCCCACUGCUCGCCAAGUCCUACCUCAUCACGGGGCACCCCCAGCGCAGAGCCCUCCACCAGCUGGGCCCUCUGACGGGUCGGGAAGCUCAGCUUCCCACCUCAAGAGCCAGGAAAGGAGCUGAACAGUUUUUACCUCAUCUCCCAGCACCCACUUCCAAGACCAUCCAGCUGGACAGAAGGGGCCCUGGCUGGCCCAUCUGUCUGGUCCCGUUCAAGUCCUGCUGUGCCCUGGGGAGGGAAGGAGCUGGAGGGAAGGGAGGGGCAGUGCUGGCCAAUCAGCCGAUGUCUUAGUUGAUGGGGAGGGGACGGGUGUCUCCCAACCUGGAGCAGCACAGUGUAUUGACAAUCUGAGAGCCGGCAGGGGAUUGAAUUCCCCUCAUAAGCCUUCCCUUAAUUUAUUUCCCUUCCAACUUGCCUGUCAUUGUCACACCAUUUUCACUGACUCAUCCUGCCAGCUCUGUCCUUAAGCUUUAUCCCUCAUCCCUCUCCCAAAUCAAGUGGAAAAGAUUUUCUCUAAGGAGGCCCUGUCACCUCCCCCUCUCCCCAGUGGGAGGGGUGGACACCUCCCUUAGAUCCAUUCCACCCACCCCACCUCCCGGAGGUCUUGGGUUCCCUGGUAUGGCUCACAUCCCCUGUAAGUCCCAGGGCUCUGCCUGCUCCCAGAUGGGGCCUGGGGCCCACACGUAGCCUUGGGGAGCCCCAAAGCACUGCUGUGUUACUUCUGAGGAAAGGGGAUCACUUCUCAGGGUCUUGUCCAGUCCAAGGUCACCCAAGGGUACUCCCCCCGUCCCAUCCCAUCCCAAAGAAAAACUGCCCUUUCAUGAUCCUUCUCCCCCAUGGUCCUUCAAAUCCACACACCCCACACUCCACUGGUCAGGCCAUCUCUUCACUGUCCUCGCCUUCCCCAUGGCCCUUCCCAGUCCCACAUCUCCCUCCCCCCUCCAUCCAUCUCUAGGGGCCGAAUCAGCACCCCACCCCCAGGUCCCCUAACCUGCCUGCAUCGGGUUCUCUGAAAUACCUCAGCUUUGUAAUUGUUGAUGUUUGAUUCUUCAGGAAGUAUUGGCAUCUCUGAAAUCUUUUUAUAUGUGUUUUGCUGACUCUGUUUUUUAUUUUUAUUAUAAUUAUAAUUAUUAUUAUUAUUGUAGCACCAAAGACAAAAAAAGCACCCCACCCCCAAAGCUAAGCAAAUAGCUUGGUAUCCCAGGCCUAAUGGCCCUUCCUCAGGACUACGGAGAAGGGACCAGGAAGGCAAGAGGCAGAUGACUCAGGGAUAGGAGCCAGAGAGGAGAUGGGUGGCUUAGACUCAUUCCUCACACCAGCUCGGGUUUCCAGACUCUCCCCUCGGAGAUCGAGGGCCCUCUCCUGCCACAACGGGGUUCAUCAUAACUUCCUCCAACCCCAAUGCCAUCCUGCGUUUGGGGGCCACACUCAUGCCCCUUAAAAGGCACUGUUGAGCCUCUGGUCUUUGUUGCUUGGAGCCAGAGAGCUGAGUUUUCUAGCUGCCCCAGAGGUGAGUUAGGUCUCCCACUUGCUUCCUCCUCAGCCCGGGCCCGCAGCCUGCUGUCUGAAUGUUGUGACAAGAGGCGCUUCUUGCACAGAGAUCAGUGAACUUGUCUCCUGUAGGGGAGCGGGCACCUCCCAUGCAGCCCUUGUCAGUGCUUCGUCACUCUAGACCGUGCCGGCUCUGGUGGAGAGCACAGACUACGAUCUCAGUCCAACUCAGGAACGUGAGCGCACAGUAGAUCCACGUGGCCCGGCCUCCUUUCCUCAGCCAGCUCCUCUCCUGGCACUCAGAGACCCGCCCACUGAGUCAGAUCUCGUGCAGCUGGAGGUGGCAUCUCUACAAACCAGCAUCACCAAGAUGGGAGUCGGGCUGAGGGUGGAGGUAACUAGGCCUUCCUUGCUGGCUUGUCCCAGGCCCCUGGCUCCACUCCUCGUGUAACCAGCCUGUCGUUCUCGGGUGUUCUGUCACAUGGGAUGGGCAGCAUAGGAUGUCUCUGCAAUCACUCGGCCCCACCCGACGAGGCCAGCCUGGCCUCACCACAUGUGAGCAGACUCCACAAGGGCAGCAGCAGCCUCCCAGCAUGUGGAGGUGCACCAAUGGAGGAGGACACAGGCGAAGGGCCCUGGCUCCAAGAUCUGCUUCCCCAGAAAGGACGUUUUUUUUAACCAAACAGGGAGGGUAGCCUUGCUCCCUCUCACCCCCUCCCCCAUAUCUUAUAUAUUCUAACAGAAAAAAUGUGAUAGCACAUGGGUAGCCUAGGCGGUGGAUGAAUACCUCAGAUGUCUUCUUACAGCAAGGGUCUGUAUAUGUUGUUGUUUUUUUCUAUCUUACACGUUCUCUGAAUGUUUAUAUUCCAAUAAACUUCUACCUCUUCACAUGAA
Molecule: messenger RNA, 4189 nt
Organism: Dromiciops gliroides (monito del monte)
Lineage: Eukaryota; Metazoa; Chordata; Mammalia; Microbiotheria; Microbiotheriidae
Gene: ARID3B
Product: AT-rich interaction domain 3B
Biological process (GO): regulation of transcription by RNA polymerase II
Cellular component (GO): nucleus
Molecular function (GO): DNA binding
Source: RefSeq, a predicted model, not a curated record